Didymodactylos carnosus is the source of this 975-nucleotide messenger RNA. The record is from the annotation of a GenBank genome assembly. NCBI's taxonomy places the organism in Eukaryota, Metazoa, Rotifera, Eurotatoria, Philodinida, Philodinidae.
GAAGCCUAUUGUGAAAGCGGUUUGACAUUAGUGCUAGGUGUUGAUUCUGUAUGCCGGAAGGAAGAUCGUGCAUGUUCCGUGCAAGGACUGGGUGGUACAGGAACUAAUCAUGAAACAAUGUUGAAAGAAGCUGGUUUUGAAGUUAGAGAAUAUCGAUAUUGGAAUAAGAAAACCUUCAACAUCGAUUUUGUUGGAUUACUAGAAGAUUUAGAAGAUGCACCUGCCAAAAGUGUCAUCUUGUUACAUGGCUGUGCUCACAAUCCUACUGGGUGUGAUCCAACUAAAGAACAAUGGCAGCAGAUUGCUGAAAUUAUUCAGCGAAGACAUUUAUUUCCAUUUUUCGAUCUAGCAUAUCAAGGUUUUGCAUCGGGGGACUUAGAUGAAGAUGCGUGGUCUAUUCGAUAUUUUGCAGAUACAUUAAAUCUUGAAUUAUUUGUUGCGCAGUCAUUUUCGAAAAACUUGGGUCUUUACUCUGAUCGUAUCGGUCAAUUGAUUGCUUGCUUCCACUUCCCUGAGACAGUACCGAUAUUUCUUUCUCAAAUAACAUUAGUCGUGAGCAGAAAUUAUUUAACUCCACCACAACAUGGCGCAGAAAUUGUAUCAACAGUGUUGAAUACUGAAGAGUUAUAUCAAGAAUGGAUUUUAGAUGUUAGAAGGAUGUACAGCCGGAUUCAAACGAUUCGACAAAAACUUUACACUCGACUGAAUGAAUUGGGCACACCUGGCACUUGGACGCAUAUUAUUACACAAACAGGAAUGUUUGCAUUUACUGGUUUAAAUCCUCAACAAUGUCGCACAUUAGUGCACGAGCAUCAUUGUUAUAUACCGUCAAAUGGACGAGUCAACAUGUGCGCGAUCACAAAAGAGAAUGUAGAUCAUGUAGCCGAAAGUGUUCAUCAAGUUAUUGUAACUCUUCACAGAUUAUCACGUCACAGUUCAGAACUAUCAGCCAUUGUAAUGCAAAAUUGUCAGUGA